UAUAGUUCCAAAUAUGUUUAUAUAUUUUAUGUAUUUAUAAAUUUAUUUUCUUUGUUUUUAAGGGAUGUUAGGAUUUUGAAAUUGGAAAAAAUUAUGACCGACCUCUAUAUUAUUUUAAGUAGGAUAAAAUUUAUAUCAGAAUAUUUUAUUAAACUUUUAUUUUAAUUUUUAUUAUAACUGCAAAGAUUAAUUUCAAUAUAAAUUUAUGUUUAAAUACUACAAAUACAUCAUUUAAUAUAAAAAAAAAAAAAACUAAAAUACCCGACCGGUCGGGCGGGUGAAGGUCUAGUUGCUUAUAAAAAAGAAGUUAUAAAAAGUUAAUCAAAGCUAAAAUUUACAUGUUUAAAAAAGAAUUAGAAAUGGAAAUUGCUUAUGUGAUAGAAUUCUUGAUUUGAUUUAACUUUUCCGUGUGUCAAAAAGAUUUAAUUUUUAUGCCUUCAGUUAAAAAAAAGGAUUUAAUUUUUCCUUUAUCAAAUUUUCAAAAAGAGGUAACAGAUCACGAAUAUUUGUUUCUUUUAAUUCUAACAUUUGCUAUGUACAAAAACUAUAAAACUCAAGUGGUUAAUAUAGUUUUUCAGGGAGUCGCUUUCACUUCUUCUCUAAGCAAUUGAUAUAGAUCUACGGAGAAUCUCAAAAGCAUCAAAUUGCAUACCUUUAGACUACUUCUUAAUUGAUAUAGAUAUCUACGGAGAAUCUCAAAAGCAUCAAACUGCAUACCUUUAGACGCGGACACAUUUAUUUGGAAUCGACCGAACGGAACAGAUCCGAAAAGAGGUUUGAUAAGGGUUUGGACCCUAUCAACUAUGCAACCAUAUAUCUCUAGAAAAUACCGGAACCGAACCAAGAACCAAAUGAGUACCCAAAUCUAAUCAAACGAUAACAAAAGGGACUGAGGGAGAGUUUUUAGAGUGUCCACGUUGGAUAGAAAAAUUAGCCAAUCAGAGACUUUUUUUUUGACACGUCAUUAUGACUGCUUUCGUAUGGGCUUAAUUGUUCAGAUUUCGUAUGGGCUCUAUUGUUUCGUAUGGGCUUUAUUGUUCAGAUUAUCAUGCGGCCCAUCUUAUCAUGCCCACAAAUCUGAUCUCUCUUCCAGCGUCGAAAGCUUUCCUCCGACUCUUCCACCUCCAACUUUUCCACUUCAUCUUCUCCAACGCCUGCCUUUUUUCCCACUACGUUCUCAAUCAAUUACAUUGUUAAAGAUGGUCUUCGAUGUUGUGAUCCAUCUCCCCUUUACUUCUCUUAUAUAUAGCUCUAUCCCUAAACCUAAUUCUACCCUAAAUAAAAAACCUACUCUGCAAAAAAAAAAAAAUCUAUGGCAAUGAAAUCCGCCGUAAAGUCUCAGCUUACCACCGGAAAAGCUCCCCUCGCCAUGUAUUUCAAUGACAUUUCUCCAGGACUAUCAGAGUCACAGCUCCGAUUUCGAGUAAUCCACUUUUGGGAGGCAAAAAAUAUAGCGAAUGGGACCCUCAUUGGGAUAGAGCUCUUGCUCAUCGACGAACAUGUAUAGGUUCUAAUCUUCAACUUUCAUUCCAUUGUAUUAUAAACCACCAUCCUUAACUUGAAUUAUUUCAACUCCUGCAGGGGACUGUGAUGCAAGGAUUCAUUUCCUCUUCUCGUGCUCCAACAUACCUGCCUCAUCUGAAAGCAGGAGCAAUUUACACCCUUCAGAAUUUAACACUUUCAUUCUCGAACGGCUCUGUUCUUGCUCCUCUCGACGACAUCCCCGUCUCCGUCUCUUUUCCAACCGACAGGUUCAGGUUCCACACACAUGAGGAUUUCCAAGCUCACCGUGGUCUCAGCGGCGAUCUCUACGGUAAAAUCUGCUCUCAUUUAGUUUUCAAACUGCGUAUUGAUUCUUAUUGGGGCGGCUUCUCUACUAAUCUUCAUAUACAAUGUUUUAGAUGUCGUUGGCCACUUGAGGCUGGUGAGUGGCCAGUCUCUCAUUGACCGCCCCGUCCUUGACGAAGCCGAAGUAAUCGGAACGCGUCGUAUUUUGGUUCAUUCGUUAUAAUUUUAGCUCGCUGUCAUCUCCAAAUACAUGUUUAGUAUUGUUUCAUGUUUUAUUUUAUAUGAGAUUAGUAAUAUGUUCGCUUUUUGUUAUUGAUUUCAAUAUAUCUGAAUCAUAUAGAUAUAAACAUAUAUUCAUACGUUGUGUUUUACAAAAUAAAUCAGCUAAGUUGUUUUAGUUUGGUGAUAAAAUAAAGGUUAUAUAUUGGGCUGACGCCCUAAUGCACUGCAAAACUUACUCCGUAGGACAGCUUAUUAAAUCUUUCUCUGUUUUAAAUAUACUUUUACAGUGGACCUGUUAUGAAGCUCUACCUUUGGGACCAGGCUGCAAAGGACUUUUACAAGAAAUUCACAUCCAGUGAGGACACUCCCACUGUUCUUUUGGUCACGACCGUUAACCCAAAAGUUAUAGCAGGUAAUCAGUUACUCCCUUAUCAUCACCGAACAAAAAAAAAAUUAAUCCCUAUCAUCACCGAACCACUGAUAAUACAAACGUUAAUGUUUUGCCAUGCUGUUUGUCAUCGCUCUCUACUGUUUGCUUAUCAAGUUAUCAAACACGUUUGUGAUCCAAUAUAAUUAAAAUAACCUGGGCAAUUUUCUCAGGUUUAUGAUCCAUCCUUUAUCAAUUACACUUUCAUUACAAUGUGAAUGCUUGAUUGUUUCAGAAAGCAUUAGGUUGCGUUUGUUUGCUGUUGUGUUACAUUGAGUUGAGCUGUGAUAUGUGGUCAUCUUCACUUUCCGAACUUUCAGAUAUUCAUGAUAGUGUUACUAACGUGUGUUUUAAUGUGUUAACCACAAGAACAGGUAAUUUAGCUCUCAGUUCGAUGGCCUCCUCCCGUGUCUUUAUUGACAAAGAUAUCCAGCCCACGAUUGAUUACUUCAGCUGGUUGGGUUCUAACCCAGAGAUUGCAAAGCGGGUAAAUGCAGAUGAGGUUACUAGGUCUGAGACAAUGACAAUUGGGCAGAUCUAUGCUUACAUCAAGCAGGAAAAUGCCAAGGAAGCUUCUUUCGACUGCAUAGCCACAACUGAUGAUCUUAAGCGUGACAGUGCAUGGUACUAUAUUGGCUGCAGCGGUUGUCAAACAAAGGCCACCAGAGGUCCUUCUUCGUUAAUGUACGCCAAGUGCGGCAAAAAUAAUGUGUCUGGUGUAGCGAAGUGUGCAUUCUAACCUCCCAACUUCAUGUUUCAUCUUUCUUUUUUCACGAUCAUGUUUCAUUUUCUACAAUUUGAUUUCUGUUUACUUUUAUUUCAGGUAUCUCGCAAAGAUCUCUGUCUAUGACAAAAAUGACCAGGCUGUUUUUGUCCUAUUUGGUGAUGCAGGAAGUGAGUUGACAGGAAAGCAUGCGGCAUAAUUGGUUAACAACUACUUUGAGGUACCUAGCCAUCAACUCAAACCCCUCCCAGUUCAUCUAAAACUAACUUUAUUCUUCCUCGAAUGUUUUAGGCUAAUCAAGACCUUGGUGCUGGCCAUCAGAUGCCUGUCCCCCAAGCAUUAAUCGACACCAUUGGCCAAACACAUAAUUUCAGGGUCAACGUGUCUAAGCUCAACUUGACAGGCAAGAUUCAGGCCAUAACCGUUACGAAGAUUGUCUAAGCGAUAUAACAUUAAAGCAAUGUUAAAAAUAUAUCGCCGACCAAAAAACAUUAAAGCAAUGUUAAAAAUAUAUAUCGCCUACCAAAAAACAAUUUACGCUCACCUCCAAAUAAAAAAAAUAGAAACAUAAUAUUUUACAAAUCGUAAUGUACCAUAAAUAUUCCACCAUUAUACGAACGUGAUUGACGGCAUAAAUUUUGCACCCAAACAUUAAGUCAAACCCAAUUGUUUUUGAUAAAAUCUUCUUCCGAAAAAACAUAAGAAAUUAAUUACACUAUGUGUUUUGCCCACACUUGCGGGCUUAGUAAUUUUACAAAAACUUAUAAAUAGAUUGUAUAUUAUCAAUUCAAAAAUCAUUAGAAUAAAUUAUUUUCAUUUUUAUAUACGAUUAAAAAAGCUAUUUUAAUAAAAUAUCUUUUAUUAUGUAAAAUAAACUUGAAAAAAUUUAUAUACACAUAAAAAAUAUAUAAGGAUUUAUAUGGAUUUUUAGAAUACCGUUACGUAAAAUAUUUUGGGAUAGCAUAAUCUAUAAUAUUUUUAGAUAAUGAUAUUUAUCGAAUUAAUUAAAAUCGUUUUUUAUUUAUAGGUAAUUAUAUAUUAACAAAUCUAAUCUAACUAUUUAUUAAGAGAUAAUUACAUUAAACGUUCGAACUUUUAACGUGAGUGCGAAAAAAUCAUUUCAAAAAUAAUAGUAUAAAUAUUUUAGAAUUAUUCGCCAUUUUAUUUUCAAAAAUUAUCACAAUAAAUAAUUUUGAUAGUCCUAAGAAAUUUAUUAUAAACGAUUGAUGAUUUAAUAUAUAUAUAUAUAUAUAUAUAUUGUUUAAUAUUACUAAACCAAAUAUAAUAUAAACAUAUAUAUAAUAUAAAUAUAAAUAUAUAUAUAUAAUAUUUAUAUUACUAAUUUAAAUAUAAUAUAAAUUCAAAUAU
Molecule: messenger RNA, 4529 nt
Organism: Brassica napus (rape)
Lineage: Eukaryota; Viridiplantae; Streptophyta; Magnoliopsida; Brassicales; Brassicaceae
Exons: 3
Coding region: 2727-3176 (149 amino acids)
Source: RefSeq, a predicted model, not a curated record